Messenger RNA from Zonotrichia leucophrys gambelii, 1185 nucleotides. RefSeq names its product eukaryotic translation initiation factor 3 subunit C-like. Gene Ontology annotation, biological process: translational initiation. The record is from RefSeq and is a predicted model, not a curated record. Gene Ontology annotation, cellular component: eukaryotic translation initiation factor 3 complex. The transcript is spliced from 8 exons. NCBI's taxonomy places the organism in Eukaryota, Metazoa, Chordata, Aves, Passeriformes, Passerellidae. The annotation marks the transcript as partial. Gene Ontology annotation, molecular function: RNA binding; translation initiation factor binding; translation initiation factor activity.
CGGAGCUGCUCCGAGUGCGUCUACCUGGUGGCGGCCAUGCUGCUGGAGAUCCCCUACAUGGCGGCGCACGAGUUCGACGCCCGCCGCAGGAUGAUCAGCAAGCAGUUCCACCACCAGCUGCGCGUGGGCGAGAGGCAGCCGCUCCUCGGCCUUAAAAUGGCGGUUCUAGAUCUUCUUGAUGUUCCUCAGACCAUGCUGGAGCUGCUCGAGUGCGUCUACCUGGUGGCGGCCAUGCUGCUGGAGAUCCCCUACAUGGCGGCGCACGAGUUCGACGCCCGCCGCAGGAUGAUCAGCAAGCAGUUCCACCACCAGCUGCGCGUGGGCGAGAGGCAGCCGCUCCUCGGUCCCCCCGAGUCGAUGCGGGAGCACGUGGUGGCCGCCUCCAAGGCCAUGAAAACGGGGGACUGGCGCCGCUGCCACCGCUUUGUGGUCAACGAGAAAAUGAACGGGAAGGUUUGGGACCUGUUCCCCGAGGCCGACCAGGUGCGCGCCAUGCUCGUCAGGAAGAUCCAGGAGGAGUCGCUGCGCACGUACCUGUUCACCUACAGCAGCGUCUACGACUCCAUCAGCAUGGAGACGCUGGCGGCCAUGUUUGAGCUGGACCUGCCCACGGUGCACGGGAUUAUCAGCAAAAUGAUCAUUAACGAGGAGCUGAUGGCCUCUCUGGACCAGCCCACGGCCACGGUGAUGAUGCACCGCACGGAGCCCACGGCCACGCAGAACCUGGCGCUGCAGCUGGCAGAGAAGCUGGGCAACCUGGUGGAGAACAACGAGCGCGUGCUGGACCAGAGGCAGGGCGCCUACGGGGGGUACUUCCGAGACCAGAAAGAUGGCGGAUACCGCAAGGGCGACGGGUACCUGCGGCGCGGCGGCUUCCGGCAGGAGCGCAGCAACUACUGAGCCUCACCUGGGCCAUGGCGGGACCCUCACCUGCCCCACGGAGCCCUCACCUGCCCCACGGAUCCAUUAUCUGCCCCACGGAUCCAUUACCUGUCCUACAAAUCCCUUCACAUGGGCAAAGAGUCACCAUCUGCCCCACAGAGGCCUUACCUGCCCCAUAAAUCCCUCACCUGCCCCAUAAAUCCCUCACCUGCCCCAUGGAUCCCUUACCUGCCCCAUAGAUCCCUCACCUGCUCCAUCGAGGGUCCCGCUGUUGGAAAUUAAUAAAGGAAUUAUUAAAGAGAA